Messenger RNA from Colius striatus (speckled mousebird), 5552 nucleotides. It is a transcript of the gene CEP152, whose product is annotated as centrosomal protein 152. Lineage: Eukaryota; Metazoa; Chordata; Aves; Coliiformes; Coliidae. Gene Ontology annotation, cellular component: centrosome. Gene Ontology annotation, biological process: centriole replication. The coding region runs from base 121 to 5328 and encodes 1735 amino acids. The transcript is spliced from 27 exons. The record is from RefSeq and is a predicted model, not a curated record.
GGACGUAGGGUUCGGUUGUCAUGCGGAAGAGCGGCGGGCGCGGUUUUGUUGUGCUGGGGCAGGCGGGCUGCCGCGGCGCCUCAGGUUUUGCUGGAUACUCAGAAACAUUUUUAGGAAACAAUGUCCCUUGACUUUGAUAGUGGAGCUCUACAAACUCAACAUGAAGAUGAGGACUAUGAUCAAGAGGAUUAUGCAAGAGAACAAGAGUUGCAACAACUAUUGACAGACCUUCCCCAUGAUAUGCUGGAGGACAGUGGAGACCAGCUCUCCAGCUAUUCAGACUGUAGCAUUCAUGAGACUGAGGAGCAAUCACAUGAGCCUGGGAAUCACGAUGGAAGGUGGAAUGAUCAUCCAUUGAUAAGUGAUCCUCAAAAUGAUUAUGAACAAGGACAAAAUCUGUACCCUGAACAAUUCUUGUGUGACCAGCAAAACAAUCACAUGGAAAACCAUGCAAAGAAUUGGAAUGGCCUACAUAACAAUGAAGAGAACGAACGUUUAUAUGAUGUUAAAGAAGAUUACCAUGGCCAGAAUGGUCAAGAGAAUCCUGAUGACGUGUAUCUUGGUAGAGAUGGGUUUAAUGCUCCAAGUUGCUACCAACAGAACAAUAUGUAUCAUCUUCCUGAAAACUUCAGGCCUUAUACAAAUGGCCAUAAGCCAGAAUUUAACAGUCAACAAAACAAAAUAAUAAGUUUUCCAGAUGCUGCAAAGGAACAUCUUAAGCAAUUUGCUGCAUCUGAUGUCGGCAGUGGCCAAUCGCCGGAAUCUUACAAAGUGACUUACAAACCCUACCAGAAUGCUGUUCAUCAGAAAAUUCCAGUGAUCCAAGAAGGAACCAAAAGAAAUGAAGUGUUUGAAGAUUUGCAACGUGAAUUCUUGGAUAACGAUGGAAAGUCUUCAGAAAAUAUGCAAAUUCUUCAACUUCAAGUUCUAAAUAAAGCAAGAGAAAGACAGCUGGAAGAACUUAAUGAGAAGCUAGAACAGAGUGCACAGCAGAUUAGGUAUCUGAAUCAUCAGCUUUCAAUGGUCAAAGAUGAAAAGGAUGGCUUGGCUAUUAGUCUUCGUGAGUCUCAAAAACUCUACCAGAGUGGAAAGGAACGGGAAGUGCAUCUUGAAGGUCAAAUAAAGGCCCUUGAAACUCAAAUUCAGACUCUUACUACCAAUGAGGAGCAGAUACUGAAGCAAUCCAAAGUGGCAGAAGUAGCCAUGGAAAGCAUGCAGAAGCAACUGUUAGAACUUCAGCGAUCAGAUGCCCUUCAGCGAGCCAGAGAACAACAUGAGGCCAUUGUUUCAACACUCAAGCAGAAGUAUGAGAACCAAGUAUUAGCAUUAGAGCAGAAACUUGAUACUACAAAAUCUGCACUCCGAGAACAGCAAGAGCUUUGCAAAAAUCUAGGAGAACAUGUUAAGCAGCUCGAAAAAAUGCUGGCAGAAACCAAAUGUGAAAAAACCGAAAUAAUAAAUCGACUGACAAGAAGCCUUGAAGAAAGCCAAAAGCAAUGUGCAAAUUUACUGCAGUCAGGCUCCAUGCAGGAGACAAAUCAGCUACGGUUUCAGUUGCAGCAAGCUCAGUCUGCGCACUUGAUAAGCAAUAACAUGAACAAGACCUUGCAGGAAGAAUUAAAGGAACUGAAGGAAGAAAUAGCUUUGUAUGAGUCUGCUGCCAAGCUUGGAGUAUUUUUGAAUGAUACAAGUGGAGAGCUGCGUACAAGCUUGGGUGAUUCCUAUGUACAUUUGGGUAUUCAAAAAAUCCCCACGAAGAAACCAAAGUUCUGCAGUGCAAUACAGAACAGAGACAUGGAUAAGGAGCUCUCGAAAGAUGAAAUUAUUGUAGAAUUAAAAGCUGAGCUGGAACGUUUAUUGAACAGUAAUAAAAUGAAGAGAAACCAAAUCACUCAAUUGCAAAAUGAUCUUAAAGAUUGCCAGAAGACAUUGGAGGAACACAAGCAGUUGUUGAAAGCAGAGAAAAUAUCAAAAGAGUCAGAGCCUGUCACAAAUCUGAGUGAUAAGUCAGUGGCCAGUCCUUUGGUUUCUGAUAAUCUUAAGGAAGAAGUUUUGAGACUCAGAAAGGCUAAUGAAACUUUGAUGCAAGAAGUUGAGAGCCACAGAUCAACUAUUGAAGAACUGAAGGAAAAUGAGGAAAAGCUGAAAAACUUAAAUCAAGAUCUCUGUUGUCAGAUGAGAAAGAUGGUUCAGGAUUUUGAUCAGGAUAAACAAGAGGCCAUUGACAGAUGUGAAAGAACUUACCAGCAACAUCAUGAGGAUACAAAAGCACAUUUUGAGAAAAAUCUGAUGGAGAGAUACGCUGCAGAAAAACAGGAGCUUAUUCAAACUUAUGAAGAGACAAUCUCCCAGUUGAAGGCUGACGUAGAGGAGCUGAACAGAGAGAUAAUGGCAGUGAAGGAGUAUUACAUCAGAGUCUGUAGGGAAAAGGACACCUUGGAAGCUACUUUAAUGAAGAAAUUUGAGCAGGAGCAGCAGCUGAAGGAAGAGAAGCUCAAGAAACAGCUACUAGAAGAAAAAGAAGACUCUCUUAAACUUCUGAGGACUGAGCUUGAAGAGAAACACACUAGUUCUAUGACAGCAGUGAAGAGGCAGUGGCUGGAAGAAAGAGAGGAAGAGGUUGCAUUAGCUAAAGUUCGCUGGGAGAAGGAAGAAAAAGAGAAUAAAGAACGAAUCUUGGCAAUAGAAAGAGAAUGGCAAAGUAGGCUGGAAGAAAUGAGAAGAACUGUAGUUGAAUGUAAUGACUGCAGCAGCCAAACUGACCAAGUAACAGUUGUGGAUGAAGCUUCAACUAAAGAGUUAGAAGGGAUGAUAGAAGACCAGAGACUGCAGACCCAGAAGUCUCUGAAAGAAAAUAUGACCUCUGGGGAGGCCUUAAAAGAACUUGAAAUAGAACUGGAAAAUAAAUACCGUAAAAAUCUUGCCAGCCAGGUAGAUGCAGCUUUAAGCCAAGCUCAUGCCAAGUGGCUGCAAGAAUUAACAGACCUCAAAGAGUACAAAGUAAAUCUAAAGCUAGAACAAGAAAAAUGGGAAAAAGAACACAAAGAGACUGCAGCAAAGCAGUUAGCUCUAGUUCUCUCAGCUGCUGAAGAGAAAUGGAAGAAAGAAUAUGAGAGUACAGAAAAAUCUGGGCCCAAAGUGAAAGAACUUGAAGAAAAAGUGAUUUCUCUCAAGAAGGAAUUGGAGCUAAAGAAAGAAGAAAUCCCUGCAGCUAUCAAAGCAGAGCUAGCAAAAGCCCGUGCUCAGUGGAACAAAGAAAAGCAGGAAGAAAUCUUGCAGAUACAAGAGCAAAAUGAGAGAGAUUACCGAGCAUUCUUAGAUGAUCACAGAAGCAGAAUUAAAGAGGUACUUGCAACAGCAAAGGAGGAUCUUGCAAAGCAGAAAAAUGAUCUUUCCAUUCAGAAAGAGGCAGAAAUAAAGAUGUUGUUAGACCAAAAACAGCGAGAAUGGGAGGCUCAGGAAACUAAGAGACUGCAGAAUGAAAUUAAUCAGUAUGAGGAGAAGACUUUGGUUGAGCUUGAGUACUUGUUGAGUGAAAUCCAUGAAGAUCUAGUCAAGUGCACACAUAGGAAGCAUUCUUGGAAGGGGAAAUAUUUUGACACUCCUGUUCAAGUAAACUGUCAACUCAAAGGCAAAUUGGAGGCUUGCUUACAAAAGGCCUACAGAACCACAGUUUACACAAUUCUGGAGAAGAAAGAGCAAGAAUGGAAAGAGAAAUACGAAGAGCUACUGAGUAAAGUAAAUAAAGAAGCAUACUCUUGCCUGCAAUGUGGUGAAGGAGAAACUGGAGAUCUUGCAAGGCCUCCUGUGGAUCAUGCUGGACACCAAGCAGAAGCACAAAGGAGGCUAAAGAGACAGACACCCUUGCAAGAAGCUGGAGCAGGCAAAGAAAACGAGAAGGAUCUAGAAGCUGUAAUUGCAGAAAACUCAGAGAUGAAGACUAAACUAAAAGACCUGGGGACACCACCAAGGGAAGGGAUCUCAAAACCUCGUACAUCCUGUGACUCUAUGAAGGGGCUGGAAGAAAUGCGUGCUCAGUACAUUAAGGCUGUGAGCAAGAUUAAAUGUGAUAUGCUGUGUUACAUCCGUGAAAGUAAGGAGAGAGCUGCUGAAAUGAUUAAAGCGGAGGUUUUAAGAGAGCGCCAAGAAACAGCACGGAAAAUGCGCAAGUACUAUUUGACAUGUCUUCAGCAGCUCCUCACGGAUAACGGCAAACACGAAGGAGCUGAAAAGAAAAUAAUGGAUGCUGCCAGUAAGCUUGCUGCAAUGGCUAAAGGACUUGAAACACCACUUCGACACAUUCCCCAAAGCAAAUACAGCUGCUCGGCUCUGCCUGAUCUACCACCUGGAGCUGAGUACUCAAAAAGGGAUGCCAUGCUUCGGACUAGGUCAAACCAUAUGGAAAGCAAAUCACAUGGUGAAAACAUGACCAAAAAAAACAGUGAUAAAGUUGUCCAGAAAUGUGUACCACGUGAUUUGAGACAGCAGUUUGAUGCAACGCAGACUGAAACUCAACAUAUGCUUCAUGAAAUAGUGACUUCAGCUAUUCAGAGUGGGAACAAUUCUAAAAAUUUGAAUGGUGCUUCAAGAGAUGCUCUGCAAGAGUUUUAUCCAAAUGACAAUGGAGGAGUAGAAAAAUAUGCCCAUGUUGUAAGUGCACACAAAGGACUCUUGAGUGCUGGUAGCAAUAGGACACAUCAGAAUGCUCCUCCAUCUGCUUCUCAGGCAAUGUUAGAAAAUAUGCAUGCACCCAACUUUACAAAUGGCCACCCCAUCUCUGGGCCAACUCAUAUGCUUCAGAGCAAGAAUGAAAGAAUGGUCUUGAAAGAGGAUAAACGUAUCCAGUCACGUGGCAAAUUGAAAAGUAAAUCUAAAAGAGCUCUGGAAUUUGACUUUCAAGAAACUCCAGAAAGAGAUGAAGGAAGUUGCAGUGAAUGGAGUUCUGUAAAUGGAAGCUUGAUUCUGGAUCGUGGUGAUGUGCCUCUCUUGUAUCCUGAACAAAAAGGCAGUACUAAUGUGCAAGCACAAACUGCAGGCUGUGGAGAGUUGCCUCCCAUCAAGUCAUUUUCCCCUGCAGAUGAACGUGUUACUUCUCAGAGAGACAUUUCUAAUGGCGAUGGCAAGAUUCUUGGCACAAAAAACAGCACUGAAGUUUAUAGUAGUGGCCACCUGAUAACAAACCCAGAGCACACCUCAUUCCUCAACUCUGAUAAAACACAUUCUGCUGUCACACAACUCAAGGCAUUGCCAGAUUCAAAUGCAGGAAAAUGCUGCAACAAAUGCUUGGGACAAAAUGGUGUGGGAUCCCCUAUCUCUUCAGCAAGAUAGUGGUUUGAUAGCCUACUUGAACUAAUGCCAGCAAUUCUUCAUUCAAAGGGAAAAAACCCUGAAGGAUACCUGUUCUAUUUGUCCAUUUCAUGACCAAUGUGACACAAUUUGAAUGUUAUGUGAAGGAAUUCCAUAAAGUUGUUUGAAAUAUUAAUGUAGACUUUUGUUUACCUUUUUAAUAACACUUUCAUAAUUGUGUAUAGUGUAUUAUGUACAAAUUUAUU